Symbiodinium necroappetens is the source of this 294-nucleotide messenger RNA. The record is from the annotation of a GenBank genome assembly. NCBI's taxonomy places the organism in Eukaryota, Dinophyceae, Suessiales, Symbiodiniaceae.
AUGGUCCCACCUCCGGGAUACAAGUUCAUACCACGCACUGAGCAUGUCUGUCAAGAGAUGGGCUGCUUUGAGUGCUAUGACAUCUAUUGCGAGCGCUGUGAAUCCAAGGAUCGGCGAAUCAUCGAGCUAGAAAUGCGAAACACGGAACUGGUGAAGCAUAUCACCUUGUUGCAGGCCCGCCUUUUCCCUCGCGACGGUCAGGGCCCAGGAGCCCGGCCGAACGCCAGCGGUGCAGGUGCAGGGGGCGAGCCUUUCGCCUAUGUGCAAAGCCCUGUGGCUUGGCUGGCGGCAUGA